This is a messenger RNA of Symbiodinium pilosum, 1557 nucleotides long. The record is from the annotation of a GenBank genome assembly. NCBI's taxonomy places the organism in Eukaryota, Dinophyceae, Suessiales, Symbiodiniaceae.
AUGGGUAAUUUCCAGAAACUGGAGAGCGAUGAAAAGCUUUCUGUCAAGAGUGGCCUGGGUUUGUUGGCAAGAGCCCGGGCAAGAAUGGCACAGUUCGUCAAGCGCGGCUACAUUUCUAAUUUCAUGGCACUGGUGGUGCUUCUCGAUGCCCUUCUCACUGCAACUGACAUCGACUCCAGGGCGGCUGGUAGGACGACCCCGGAUAUUGUGAAGACUUUGUCUGAAAUUUGUUUGUUUCUCUACACCGCAGAGCUGUUCAUGGUCCUGGCUGUGGUAGGGCUUCACGCGCUCAGAGACUGGAUGGUCGUGCUGGACGCAGCCAUUGUGAUCUGUGGCUAUGUGGAACUGGCUCUGACAAGGCUUUCAGGAGGCGGGGAUCUUGCCAACUCCUUAGGCACUUUGCGCGUCUUGCGCUUGGCAAGAAUCGUCCGCUUGAUGAACCUGCUGCGGAAGAGCCGGUCUCUGAAAGAGUUGCAGAAGUUGGUCAUCAUGUUGACCACAUGCAUGAAAGCCUUGGCCUGGUCGUUCCUUUUCUGCUUCGUGAUCAUGACGAUUUGGGCGAUGAUGAUCGUUGAGAUUGUCCACCCAUUUGUCAAGGAGCUCAGCGAGAGCGGGGAAUUCGCGGAUUGCCAGCAAUGUGUGAAAGCUACUGGGUCAGUGAUGGAUGCAAACCUGCUGCUCUUCAAGACCGUCAUUGCUGGUGACAGUUGGGGUCAAAUCGCUGUGCCUGUGAUAAACUACCAUCCGGAGACCUUCAUCAUUUUUGUUGGCUCCUCGUUGACGCUAGUCUUUGGUGUCCUGAACCUGAUCGUGGCUGUGGUCGUCGACACUUUCGCAGAGGUUCGAGAAAGCGACGUGCUGAAUUUAGCGCAGGAGCUGGACCACAACCUCGAGAUUGACAAAAAGAUUCUGCAAAAGAUUUUCGAACGUCUCGAUGUCAAGCAGAAGGGUGAGCUCUCACUAGACGAGCUCCUAGAAGGUGCACGUAAGGAUGCUGAAUUUCAGAGCCGGCUUCGGGUCAUGGACAUUGAUGAAGUAGACCUGCGCCAGCUGUUCGAAAUGAUUGAUGUGGAUGGAUCAGGCGCGAUAGAAGCUGAGGAGUUCGUGGUUCCGCUGAGUCGAUGGGUGCACGACUCCAAGACAGCGCCGAGAUUUAUAAAAUACAACUUGAUGCACACCAUGCACCAGCAGGACUCUCUCUCUCUCUCUCUCUCUGUGUUCUGGGUUGCGCACCUUCUCAACCUCAAAGAUUCAAGCGAACACUUGCCUGCAUCCACAGAGAGAAGUUCUACAAAGACUCCAAGUAUCUUGGAAGUCAAGGUGGGGUUUGAGGGGUGUUUGCUUCACCCGCCCACCCCCGGCUGCAGUGCGGGAUCUAGGGGGUUAAGGGAUAUACCUAGACCCUUAACUAUAAAUUGCAAAUUCUUUUGUAUUAUUGCUACAGGCAAUCCCCCACGAACCCUAAGCCCUAAAGCUUAUUGGCACACGUGUGCUAGUCUGAGACCUCUUACUUGGUGCCCACAAGCAAGCAACAAGUCGUUUGAGCUGCUCGUCUAA